CAUAGUAUUUAGUGGAACCACAGGGGAAGGAUUUUAAGAUCUGUUUUGCCCUUGUAAGAAGUGCAAGGAAAGAAGUUCUAUUGAUAUGCGAUUAGAACGACAAUCUAUCAUCGGUGAUAAGCCCGAGGUCUCUAACAGAGGAACUGGAGAUGAUGGGUAGGAUGUCAAUAUUGAAAUUAUGCCUAGGAUUUUGUGUUCCUAUGUGGAGUAGUGACGUUUUGGUGGGAGCAAGCGGUAACUGAUUUUUUAAUUUUUCACUCUUUUCUAAUGACACGAUUCAUAUGGAAUCGUAUUGAAAUAAAUAAAUAAAUAAAUUUGAUGUACAGUGCCGGCCAAGGUGUUUAAUACUCUUAGGUUUUUUUUGGAAAAUGCUAUAGGCUGAAAUUCCAUGGGUUCGCCUUUGACCAAAAUAUGUCAAGUUGUUCGUUAAAAAGAGUUUGUUCAAUUUUCUAAUAUUUAUGUUGCAAAAACCUUGAAAGGAACACAAAACCAAAUACAGAUAGAAUAUUGGCUGGUUCUAAUGUUGUUGUGAACUUUUAAAAUAUAUGUGAUACAUUUUGAAAACUGAUUUCCAUUUUAAUACGGAAUGCAUAUGUAUACUAAAUUCUCGAUGACGAGUCGCCUUCUAUCUUCAUAUUGUUGUUUCCUACUGUUAGUUUGAAUUGCCUUCUAUCUAAUACAGUUUCCACCCCAUUCCUAGCUAAUUAAAUUUAAUUAGGUUCAAUUCUUGGAGUGUCAUUUCAUUGAUUUCUAUUCAACUUGUAGAAUAUUUUCUACUAUAUUUUUAUAAAUAUGUGGCCUUCCGAAUCUGAUCUUGAAUCUAUUGAUUCUUUAAUCGAUAGAAUGAAUCCAAUAACUGGGUUUCCGUACCCGAUGAAAUCUGCUGUGAACAAAGGAUUCCCAAAAAAUGCAGGGGAUCCAUGGAUUGGUAGAUAUACCAAAAAUGGAUACUGGUUUAAGUUAUCAUGGGGAGGAAACGAAGAAUGGAGAGAGAUGGCAAAUGAAAUGUGGUAUCGAAAUGAAUUUCUUGUAGAUUCAAGUAGUUUUCUGCUGUAUCAAAGACUAUUUGAAAACAACGAUGGGAAGCUCAAACUUCUCACCGCAAAAAACAUUCGUGGUGAAGUUUUGGGUCUCGUUUUACUUUCUGAAAGUAGUUCAUAUCGAUUCUCUACUAUUGGUCCAAUAUUUGUACAAGAAGACUUUCGUCAUAUUGGAAUUGGAUCAAUCCUGAUGGAAGAAAUACUCAAAAACACAGAUAAUAUUGUUUUCAACGCGAUUUCGUAUCUUCUACCAACUGUCAACAAAUUCAAUUUGCAACAAAGGACCAUGAGAAAAUUAGGAAGAGUUCGAGUGAAGAACUCAAGCGGAUUUGCUAAUUUAAAGGACAAAAAAUCUGGAAUAUCUCUUAAUUUCGGUUCAGACAACACUGAAGAUCAAUGGGAAAGGAUCAGAGAAUUUGGAGAAGAAUGUACAAAUGAAAGAAGAAAUUGGAAAGCAUUCUCCGAAAAAAGCGAUGAAAAUUGUCAAAUUGUCGCCGCAUUUGAUGAGAACACAGGAAGCUGCGUCGGAAUUUCAAUUCUUCGUGAAAUUCAAAAUGAAGAUGGCCACAUCCCUGACUUAUUAAUUGCUCCACUUCACGCAAAGUCUACAGCAAUUGCUGAAAUAUUACUACAAAAAUCAUUGAAAAAGCAUUAUAAUCCCGAAGACGACUAUGACUUUGAUGUGGACCAUCUUGCAAUUUAUCGUCGUUCUGUUAACUUUUUUAUCUUUUCAAAUUGUGAAUCAUUAAUGUUUCCGUUACUGAAAAAAUUAACUGGAAAUGAUGGAAGCAUGGUCAAAGAUCGAAUUUAUUUUCAAACUUGUUCCAAUUUUCAGUUACCGGCAAUUAAUCAUGAUAUGAUUUUUGCAGCUUCUGAUCCAACUGUUUUUCUAUGUUAAAUGGUGUAAUUCCAUUGUUGACACCACUAAACAUUCAAAAAAAAAUUCUGUUUCACCUUUCCCAUAAGUACCAACAAUGUAUUGUUACGAUAGUAUGUGAAGUUUUGGUGUUACACAAUAUUCAAAUGUUUUCUGAUUCAUUAUUUGUUAGUAUAGCCAAGUAUUAAACUCUCCCAUUCGAAUUUUAAAAUAUUUCUGAUCAAUUUCUUCAAAAAACGAAAAUUCGGAAAAAUAUAUAUAUACUGUUUCAACUUUUCAAUAAGUGCCAACAGUUUUAGAUUUUUUUAGUGUGUCAGUUUUAUUGUGGAAUUUUUAUUUGCAUAUAAUUAUAUCAAUGUAUUGAACAUUUCUGCAGAUACAAAGCUGUGAAGUUACAAAGCUAUCCACCAUAAAAUGCAUUACUUGUUU
Molecule: messenger RNA, 2346 nt
Organism: Caenorhabditis elegans
Lineage: Eukaryota; Metazoa; Nematoda; Chromadorea; Rhabditida; Rhabditidae
Gene: F27C8.2
Product: N-acetyltransferase domain-containing protein
Exons: 7
Coding region: 793-1938 (381 amino acids)
Molecular function (GO): acyltransferase activity, transferring groups other than amino-acyl groups
Source: RefSeq, marked reviewed